CGCUUGCAGGAAGUGAUUAAAAAUGGGUUCAAUAUAAAGGUUUAGAGAAUAACAUCUGAUCUUGCCCUGGCUAUGCUGACCUGGUUGCACCGUGACAGUCGCUUGACUCUGAGGUGCAGAAUGAGAAGUUGGAUGAAAUAACAUGCAGAUGUUGCACAGAUUGAAUACAUACAAAUGCAACCACUGGCACAAGCACAUGUGAACUGCCCUCCUGUAUUCUGUGUGUAGUAAGAAGGAUCAUGGCCCCACAUGGAAAGAAAGACGCUACGUCUGAGCAACAAAAGGGCAAUGUUCGCACUCUGGUCUUAAUGGUAACUUCUGCUGCAGUAGGGGGAACAUUACAAUAUGGAUACAACCUCGCCAUUAUGAACGCACCCACUGUUUAUAUUCAGAACUUUGUAAAUCAGACAUUUCAGACACGCUGGGGGAUACAAUUACAGGCAUAUCAGGUUACAGUGAUCUGGACACUCAUAGUGUCAAUCUUCUCAUUGGGUGGCCUUACAGGGGCUCUAUUAGCUGGACCCAUGUCCAUCCACUUUGGGAGGAAGAAAACUAUGCUGCUGAGCAAUGUUUUUCUAAUGUCGGGUGCACUUUUGGCUGUGACAAGCCGAAAAGCACAGUCUUUUGAGAUGAUCAUCAUCUCCAGAUAUCUGGUUGGCAUCAAUGUGGGGGUUAGCAUGAAUGUGCAGCCAAUGUAUUUUGGAGAAAGUGCACCAAAACACUUACGUGGUGCUGUGGCCCUGUCCUGUUCUGUUUUCACCUCCUUUGGGUUGGUGCUAGGACAAGUGGUAGGUUUGAGAGAGGUGUUGGGUUGUGAAUCAUGUUGGCAGUAUUUGUUAUCCAGUAAUGCCGUGCCAGGCUUUAUUCAGCUUCUCACACUACCCUGGUUCCCAGAAAGUCCUCGAUACCUUCUCAUUGAUUGUGGUGACAAAGAUGCCUGCUUAAAGGCGCUGCGGAGGUUGCGAGGCUGUGAGGUGCAGAAAGAGGAGUUGGAUGAGAUGCUGCAAGAGCAGGCUGAAUCUGAGGGCAGGCGAGCUCAGCGUCCCUGGGAGCUCUUCAGUGACCGUACUGUUCGCUGGCAACUCAUCUCUGUCGCAGUUAUAAGUAGCGCCAUGCAGUUGUGUGGUAAUGACUCAAUCUACUUCUAUGCCUCUUACAUAUUCCAAGAGGCAGGCAUAUCAAUUGAACAUACCCAGUAUGCAACCAUUGGCACUGGCACAUGUGAAUUCACUGCCUGUAUUCUGUCUAACCUAUUAAUAGAACGGAUGGGCAGAAGACUGCUUUUAAUGGGAGGCUAUGUGCUUAUGACUGGCUGGGCAAUAGUCUUCACUGUGGCUCUUUCAUUUCAGAAUGUAGUAAACUGGAUGCCUUACCUGAGCAUGGCCUGUGUGUUCACAUAUAUUCUUAGUUUUGGAAUUGGACCAGCGGGAGUGACAGGAAUUCUCCCUACGGAGAUUUUUAACCAGCCAGCUCGCCCUGCUGCCUACAUGAUUGCUGGUUCUCUAAUGUGGCUUAAUCUCUUCAUUAUUGGAAUGAUAUUCCCAUUCAUUGUGAAUGGAUUAGGUGAGUUCUGCUUUGUGCCAUUUGGCAUUGUGUGUCUUCUUACUGCUCUCUAUAUUGGACUGGUUUUGCCUGAGACCAAAGGAAAAACAUUACCCAUGAUCACAAGCGAAUUCCACAGGCUUAACUUCUACACAAAAGAGAUGACGGGUCCAAAGUGCAAAGAUGUAAAUUACCAACUAGGUGAAGUUCACCACUCAACUGCCCUCUAAGCUGCUUAUUUGUACAUUUGGAAUUCCUGUAAACUUAAGAAUCCAGGAGUGCUCUGUUCUUAAGGGAGAGUUCAGAGGGUUUUUCCAAAUAUAUUCAGACAUUUUAUUGUGAGACCAUUUAUUCACAUUUUGUUUUGGUAUACAAUAUGUAGAUUCAAAUUUUUGUAAUCAUUAUAAAGUUCUUGCUCUCUGGACAGCAAAUGGAACAGAUAAGGUCACAGCUUGUCUAAAAAAAAAAAAAAAAAAAAGAAAAUAUUGGUGUACUCUCACAAUAAACCAUCUUGGAAACUUUAGCUUUAUUAUUUUACUAUGUACUGAGUAGAAUUUGCUUUUGCCAAUUUGGUUUGAAGUAAAUGUACUAGAUACACUAGAUUAUGAAUACACUGACCAGUCACUUUAACAGGAAUGCCUGUAAACAUGCUAAUUUCUGCAGUUUUUCAAUUACCCAAUUAGGUGGGAGCAUAAUAAUAAUAAUAAUAAUAAUAAUAAUAAAAAUAACAUGCAAAUACAGGGUUAAGCGCUUCAGGUGACAUCCGCAUAAAACAUCAGAAUAGGGAAAAUGACUGACUGUAAUAUAAGAGGUCAAGGGAAAAUGGCUAGACUGGUUUGAGUUGACAGAAAGACUAAGUAACUCUAAAAACAACUUUACCAUUGUGGUUAGCAGAAAUAACGUCUUUGUUCUGAGGUAUGGUUGGCAUAUCAGAACAAAGAUGUCAAAUUUUGAGGCUACAACAGCACACCACCAUGUCAGGUUUAACUUGUGUUUUCCCUUCCAUCAUUAAGAACAUAUAUCUAAGUGAGUGCUGUGGGCACAACUGACAGUUGAAAAACAGCAUGAAAUUAUGAAUCUGAGCAGUUGCUGAAGCAUACAGAUGAUGGGGUCAGAAUAUAGCAAAUUAGCAUUAGUCCAUGGACCCAGUCUGCUUUGUAUAAACAGUCCAGACUGAUAGAGGUGGUAUAUUGAUGUGGGAAAUAUUUUCUUGGAACACAUUGGGCCUGUUCAUUCUAGCCAGUCACCCUUAAUGACUAUAGUAUAUAGUAAUAUUGUUGACCAUGUGAAUCCCACUAAUUCCACCCACUCAUAAAAGAAAUGUUUCAUAAACAUGGAGUGUUUUUUGGCCUUCCCACCAAUUGAAAGAGAUCUGGGAAAGAAUCCAGGAGGUUGCAUCCAAUUUCCAUAAUGGGGUGCAUAUAAAUAGUUAGCUGCACUUGGUGAGGCAGAGGUUACUUUGUUUAUAUUCCUCUUCCUCUUUUCAAUUAUGACUCCUACAUUCACCCCAAGCUAUUCAUCAUGUCUCUUCAGCAAGGGCACCGAGAUUUAGAGAUUAAUCUUAUGGGUCAUGGAAAAACCCAUGCUUUAGUUAUUUUCCUGUUACUUAUCAGUGAUCAUUAAAGAAGGAAAAACAUGAUUGGUGACACAAGUGGGCCCUUUAAAAAUGAAAUAAAAUUACAAAUCAUUGUCCCAAAUACAAUUUUAUUUUAUACUUAUCUCUGUAGCAAAUAAACAGAGACACAAAACAGUGUACAAAAACAAAAACCAUCAAUAGAAAAGUAUGCCUAUAUCCAAAAAAAUUAAAGAAAUCCUUGACUGAAAUUGCAAAGAAACUUUUUUUUUGUUAGAGAACAAAGAGAGAAUAACAAACAUACAUACAAAUGUACAUUUUCUUUCUAUGUGCAUGUCCAUAUACAAAAGUGUCGAUGCAAAUCACUUUAUGUACAUGGUUAUUCUUAAGAUGGUCCUUUUAAUGACAGAUUUUCCUACCCAUUCACAAUCAGUAUUGGGAAGGCACUUUGCAACAUACGGUUAUAUGAAAAAAAAAUAAGCAAAAUACAAAUAAAACUGUUUUAAAAAAAUUCCAGUGAUACAAUGUGCCACUAAAGAUGAAACGGCUUAUCAGUAUUUUAAUCACAGAACCUUCCCAAGCAGCCAUGCCAAUCUUUCACAUGAAUAAAAGUUAAAUGCACAGAUUAGUGUGCAGGGGUGAUUCAUUCUAGACAGUGAGGUGGAUUUGGUGGGUCUGCUGGGAGAGUCAAAUGUCAUUAUGAAAUGACUCCUGUAUAGUUGCAUACUUCCUUUUUCACACUUGAGGCCCUGACAAGAAUGCAUUUUAAACAUGAAUUAAAAGGAAAAAUAUAAAUAUGACUGAUCUACCAUGAAGAAUCUUACACAAAGUCUGAGCUGCUGUGGGCUGAAGUGGAUUACUUCAUUUGAAUAACUUUCACACACAACUUAAUUAUUUAUGCAAUACAAUAAAUAAAUGAAAAAUAAAAUUGAUUGCCAAAUCAAAUGCACAUGAGCUUUUACUCCAAAGUGUAAACACGUCAGAGCUCUUAUACGUGCUUAGAAAAACAGGUUUUGUUGUUUAAUUCGCUUCCAUAAAAGUUUUACUUUGAACCUGGUCUGGUAGGGGAAAAUUUUCUGUUCCGUUAUCUAUGGUUUUCUCCACAGACAAACCUUCAAAGUUCUAAGAGUGUAAGCAAAUAAAGCAGGCCUCUUACAGGCAUAUCUCGUUACAAAAAAAACAAAAAAAACCCUUUUUUAAUACAUCACUGCCCAGUCGCAUUUGCUCAGAGUAGUUAAUUUCUUAGUCUAAACUAUCAAAAACAACAAUAAAUAAAACCAAAAAAAGAAAGAAAAUAAAGCAGAAAUUUAGAUCUGACACACUGAUGGCAUAUUAAUGCCACAAAAAAAGUUUAUAUAUGAUCACACCAUUACAGCAUAAUUAAGAAAUUCAAAUGUGAAAUUACUCAAACCAACUGAAUACAACCCAGGCUUUUUGCCUCGAAACAUAUAUUUCUUCACUCAAGCUUCUAUUAAACCGUAAUGGCCAAGGCAAAAAAAAUUAUACACAGAGCCCCCUUACAUAGAAUAAACUUAAUAUUGGCCAUAUACAAGUAUUUCUAUAUACAUAUUUUUUACAUAUGUGGACAUUAUAUA
Molecule: messenger RNA, 4710 nt
Organism: Silurus meridionalis
Lineage: Eukaryota; Metazoa; Chordata; Actinopteri; Siluriformes; Siluridae
Gene: slc2a11a
Product: solute carrier family 2 member 11a
Exons: 15
Coding region: 240-1772 (510 amino acids)
Biological process (GO): monosaccharide transmembrane transport
Cellular component (GO): membrane
Molecular function (GO): hexose transmembrane transporter activity
Source: RefSeq, a predicted model, not a curated record